Molecule: messenger RNA, 8625 nt
Organism: Hemicordylus capensis (graceful crag lizard)
Lineage: Eukaryota; Metazoa; Chordata; Lepidosauria; Squamata; Cordylidae
Gene: NRXN3
Product: neurexin 3
Exons: 26
Coding region: 801-5939 (1712 amino acids)
Source: RefSeq, a predicted model, not a curated record
AUCUCUUCUUGCAUGCAACUCACUGAGAGGGAGAGGCACGCUAAACCGUCUCUCUCUGCCUGCUGCAUCCCAAGCCAUUCAGGACCCUCCCUUCCUUCCCCCCCCCUCCCAGAGAGACACUCGGGAUUCUUACAGCCCCAAAGACGAAACAAACAAAGAGUUGAUUAAACAACCAAAAUCUCUUCUCAACUACCAAGAAGAGUCUUCCUUCCCCGCCUUCCAUUUGUUUAUAUUAAUGAUUUAGUACCCGUCUUGCCUGAAAACUUCCACUACGAGCAACUGCUGUGAGCUUCCAGGCAAGGAGUGACCUUAAAGGGCUUGCUUGUCAAGGAGUGAGGAAUUAGGGGCUGGAUCAUCUUCAGUACACAAUGAAGAAUGUCUUUGAUUUUGCUGCCCAAGGAAUCACACGUUUGCUGAAUUCACUACUACCCCUGCUUUGCUGCCAUCACAACUGCUUCUAAGGAACCGCAGUUUGGAAGCUGGCUAUUCACUCUGCCUCCACCCUUCACUGACAACAGCUGGCAUCAGCUAUCCAAGGCCACAACUGGAGAUCUGCCCGUGAUAAAAAAAGCUCCAUCUGAAGAAUUCUCACACCGUUUCCUCUUCUCCUAGGAUAAAGGCCUCUGGAUCCUAACGGAUAGCUGAGAUCUUUUCUUGGAAAGGAGAAUCUUCAUCUUCUUUCACGUGUUUCCCGCCUGUGGAAUUUAACGGCUACCGUGCCUAUUGCCAGAGCCACCUUUUCUUGGCUUGGGUGGCUUUGCAUUUGGUUUUCUCUCAAGGAAAAGCAGCUUCUUUCAAAAAUGGGCUUUACCCUCCACUCUGCCUCUUUCACUCUGAAGGUGAGCAUAUUGCUGGGCUCUUUGCUCAGCCUCUGUCUUGGACUUGAAUUCAUGGGCCUCCCCAAUCAAUGGGCCCGUUACCUCCGCUGGGAUGCCAGCACCCGGAGCGACCUCAGCUUCCAGUUGAAGACUAAUGUCUCUGCUGGGCUGCUUCUUUACUUUGAUGAUGGUGGUGUCUGCGACUUCCUCUGCUUGUCCCUGGUUGAUGGGCGUAUUCAGCUCCGGUUCAGUGUGGAUUGUGCUGAGGCCACAGUUGUCACGGAUAAGCAGGUCAAUGACAGCAACCUACAUUUCGUGAUGGUCAGUCGCAACCACCUCCGGACAGUAUUAGUGCUGGAUGGUGAAGCCAAGCCUGGCGAGGUGCGCCCGCAGCGCCAGUACAUGAAUAUUGUCAGUGAUCUCUUUAUGGGAGGUGUUCCAUCCGACAUCCGCCCUGCAGCCUUGACCCUCGACAGUGUCCUGAGUGAGUCGCCGCUUAAGGGAUUUAUCUUGGACCUGAAGUAUGGCAGCUCAGAGCCCCAGCUCUUGGGCCAUCAAGGGGUCCGAUUGGACACAGAAGGGCUAUGUACCGAGAACCCUUGUGAGAAUGGUGGAACUUGUUUCCUCUUGGAUGGCGAGCCGCAGUGUGAUUGCUCUGCCACUGGAUAUGUUGGGAAACUCUGUUCUGAAGAUGCCAGUCAGAUGCCAGGCCUUUCACACCUGAUGAUGGGUGAACAAGGUAGAAGUAAAGCAAGAGAUGAGAAUGUCGCCACCUUCCGUGGCUCUGAAUACCUGUGUUACGACCUCUCCCAGAACCCCAUUCAAAGCAGCAGUGAUGAGAUCACACUCUCCUUCAAGACAUGGCAGCGCAAUGGGCUUAUCCUGCACACGGGCAAGUCGGCCGAUUACGUCAACUUGGCUCUGAAAGACGGCGCGGUCUCGUUGAUCAUUAACCUGGGAUCUGGAGCCUUCGAGGCCAUUGUGGAGCCUGUCAGUGGCAAAUUUAAUGACAACCAUUGGCACGACGUUAAAGUGACACGCAACCUGCGGCAGCACUCAGGCAUUGGACACGCUAUGGUGACAAUCUCUGUGGAUGGAAUCCUCACUACAACAGGCUACACACAAGAAGACUAUACCAUGCUAGGCUCAGAUGACUUCUUCUAUGUAGGUGGGAGCCCCAGUACAGCUGAUUUACCUGGUUCUCCUAUCAGCAAUAACUUCAUGGGCUGUCUCAAAGAGGUUGUUUAUAAGAAUAAUGACAUCCGUCUGGAGCUGUCUCGCUUGGCAAGGAUUGGUGACACAAAAAUGAAAAUCUAUGGGGAGGUGAAGUUCACAUGUGAGAAUGUGGCCACGCUGGACCCCAUCAACUUUGAGACACCUGAGGCCUACAUUAGUCUGCCUAAAUGGAACACCAAGCGGAUGGGUUCCAUAUCCUUUGACUUCCGCACCACAGAGCCCAAUGGCCUUAUACUCUUCACCCAUGGCAAACCCCAGGAGAGGAAAGAUUCCAGGAGCCAGAAGAACACCAAAGUGGAUUUCUUUGCAGUGGAACUCUUAGAUGGGAACCUCUAUCUUCUUCUUGACAUGGGUUCUGGGACUGUCAAAGUAAAGGCCACUCAGAGGAAAGCUAACGAUGGAGAAUGGUAUCAUGUUGAUAUCCAGAGAGAUGGCAGAUCAGGUACCAUAUCUGUGAACAGCAGACGGACACCAUUCACUGCUAGUGGGGAGAGUGAAAUCCUGGAUCUGGAAGGGGACAUGUACCUUGGAGGGCUGCCUGAAAACCGGGCAGGCCUUGUCCUCCCUACUGAGCUCUGGACAGCCAUGCUGAACUAUGGCUAUGUGGGCUGCAUCCGAGAUCUCUUCAUCGACGGGCGGAGCAAGAACAUCCGGCAGCUGGCAGAGCAGCAAAAUGCUGCCGGGGUCAAAUCUUCCUGCACCCGGCUCAACACCAAGCAGUGUGAUAGCUACCCCUGUAAGAACAAUGCUGUCUGCAAGGAUGGCUGGAACCGCUUCAUCUGUGAUUGCACUGGCACUGGCUACUGGGGGAGAACAUGUGAGCGGGAGGCUUCCAUCCUGAGUUAUGAUGGCAGUAUGUAUAUGAAGAUUGUUAUGCCUAUGGUCAUGCACACAGAAGCAGAGGACGUCUCUUUCCGCUUCAUGUCUCAGCGUGCUUAUGGGCUGCUGAUGGCCACCACAUCACGUGAAUCAGCCGACACCCUACGCCUAGAGCUGGAUGGAGGCCGUGUCAAGCUCAUGGUCAACCUAGACUGUAUCAGGAUAAACUGUAACGCCAGUAAAGGCCCCGAGACCCUUUAUGCUGGACAGAAACUCAACGACAAUGAGUGGCACACAGUCCGGGUGGUGCGUCGAGGAAAGAGUCUCAAGCUGACUGUGGAUGAUGAUGUUGCUGAAGGUACAAUGGUUGGUGACCACACCCGCUUGGAGUUCCACAACAUUGAGACUGGAAUAAUGACAGAGAAGCGUUACAUCUCCGUCAUUCCCUCCAGCUUCAUUGGCCAUCUCCAGAGUCUCAUGUUUAAUGGCCUUCUCUACAUUGACCUGUGCAAGAAUGGCGACAUUGACUACUGUGAAUUGAAAGCCCGCUUUGGGCUCCGUAACAUCAUUGCUGACCCUGUCACCUUCAAGACCAAGAGCAGCUACCUGAGCUUAGCAACCUUGCAGGCCUACACCUCCAUGCACCUCUUCUUCCAGUUCAAGACGACCUCUGCCGAUGGCUUCAUCCUUUUCAACAGCGGGGAUGGAAAUGAUUUCAUUGCAGUUGAACUGGUCAAGGGGUAUAUACAUUAUGUGUUUGACCUUGGGAAUGGACCUAAUGUCAUCAAGGGCAAUAGUGAUCGACCUUUGAAUGACAACCAGUGGCACAAUGUAGUCAUCACCCGAGACAACAGUAACACCCACAGCCUAAAAGUGGAUACUAGGGUUGUUACUCAAGUUAUAAAUGGUGCCAAAAAUCUUGACCUUAAGGGUGAUCUUUACAUUGCUGGUCUGGCUCAAGGAAUGUACAGCAACCUCCCAAAGUUGGUAGCAUCCCGUGAUGGAUUUCAGGGCUGCCUAGCAUCAGUUGACUUGAAUGGGCGUCUGCCAGAUCUGAUCAACGAUGCUCUACACCGCAGUGGGCAAAUUGAGCGUGGAUGUGAAGUUGAGUUGACCAAAGCUGACCUGCAAGGACCAAGCACCACCUGUCAAGAAGACUCUUGUGCCAACCAAGGCAUCUGCAUCCAGCAGUGGGAAGGCUUCACCUGUGACUGUACCAUGACAUCAUAUUCUGGGAACCAAUGCAAUGAUCCGGGUGCCACAUAUAUCUUUGGGAAAAGUGGAGGCCUCAUCAUAUACACCUGGCCGGCAAAUGACAGACCCAGCACAAGGACAGACCGCCUUGCUGUAGGGUUCAGCACAACUGUGAAAGAUGGCAUCUUGGUUCGGAUUGACAGUGCCCCCGGCCUUACUGACUUCCUGCAGCUUCACAUAGAACAAGGCAAGAUUGGAGUAGUUUUCAACAUUGGUACGGUUGAUAUCUCUAUCAAAGAGGAGAGCACCCCAGUAAAUGAUGGCAAAUACCACGUUGUGCGCUUUACCCGAAAUGGUGGCAAUGCUACUCUUCAGGUGGAUGGAUGGCCAGUGAAUGAACACUACCCUUCAGGCAACACUGAUACUGCGUUCCAAUUGGUAAAACAGAAAAUCCCCUUCAAAUAUAACCGGCCCGUAGAGGAAUGGCUGCAGGAAAAAGAUGAUGCAACACCGCAUCACCACUUGACUUCGAGACCCGCCACGACGACCAAAAUUGGACGACAGUUAACGAUCUUCAACACCCAGGCGCAAAUAGCCAUUGGAGGAAAAGACAGAGGGCGUCUCUUCCAAGGCCAGCUCUCCGGUCUCUAUUACAAUGGCUUGAAAGUGCUGAACAUGGCAGCUGAGAACAACCCCAACAUAAAGAUCAACGGAAGCGUCCGACUAGUUGGAGAAGUGCCAUCCAUCUUGGGAACAGCACCCACAACUUCCAUGCCACCAGAGAUGUCAACAACAGUCCUGGAGACCACCACGACUAUGGCUACCACAACAACCCGAAAAAAUCGUUCCACACCCACCAUUCAGACAACAGAUGACCUCGUUGAUUCAUCAGCAGAAUGUGAUGACGAAGACCUUGUUGAAUGUGAGCUGAGCGUAGGUAAGCCAGGAGGAGAAUUAGUUAUCCCUCUUCUUGUAGAAGACCCUUUAGAUAUCCCUCCUAUUGCUACUCGUGCACCUUUCAUUACACUCCCCACUACCUUCCGCCCCCUCCUCACCAUUAUUGAGACCACCAAAGAUUCCCUGUCCAUGACCUCUGAGGCGGGGUUACCUUGCUUGUCGGACCAAGGCAGCGAUGGUUGUGAUGAUGAUGGCUUGGUGAUAUCUGGGUAUGGCUCAGGGGAAACCUUUGACUCUAACCUACCCCCUACUGAUGAUGAAGAUUUUUACACCACCUUCUCCUUGGUAACAGAUAAGAGUCUUUCCACUUCAAUCUUCGAAGGUGGCUACAAAGCACACGCACCCAAGUGGGAAUCCAAGGACUUUAGACCUAACAAAGUCUCCGAAACUGGUAGGACUACUACCACAGCUUUGUCCCCUGAGCUGAUCCGCUCCACAGCUUCGUCCUCGACUGGGAUGGUGCCCAAAUUGCCAGCCGGCAACAUGAAUAACCGUGACCUCAAACCCCAGCCUGAUAUAGUCUUGCUUCCGUUGCCCACUGCCUAUGAGCUAGACAGCACAAAACUGAAGAGCCCGCUAAUAACUUCCCCCAUGUUCCGUAAUGUGCCCACAGCAAACCCCACGGAGCCAGGAAUCAGACGGGUUCCGGGGGCCUCAGAGGUGGUCCGUGAGUCGAGCAGCACAACGGGGAUGGUCGUCGGCAUUGUGGCUGCUGCCGCCCUCUGCAUCCUGAUCCUCCUGUACGCCAUGUACAAGUACAGGAACAGGGAUGAGGGGUCCUAUCAGGUGGAUGAGACGCGGAACUACAUCAGCAACUCGGCCCAGAGCAACGGCACGCUCAUGAAGGAGAAGCAGCAGAGCACAAAGAGCGGCCACAAGAAACAGAAAAACAAGGACAAAGAAUAUUACGUGUAAAAAUACUUAUUUAUAUAUAUAAAUAUAUAAAUACUUAAUGAGAGAUAACUGAAUCAAACUGUUACAGCUAACAAAAUUGGGAGCUACAAUUUGUGGUUUAAAACACAUAUUGAGAACAAACAUUUCGGCUGUGACUGCUAAGUUUUCAGUCAUCACUUGGAGUCCCCAAACUCUGCCCUACUGUAUCAUAAAGCACACUUAGCGUUCUGAAGAAGGCGUAUGCAGCAUUCCGAUGUUGGCGGACUUUAAAGCCUUCAGAUCUCCUCCUCAGCUGAACUUUUCUGCAAAAGCAGAAGACUUCAUGGCUUACUUGUUUCGUAUCUCCAAGUGAGUCUUUAAUGAUGUUCAUGAUCUUUGACUGUACGCUAAUUUUUUUCAGUUUAAUUAUUUUAAAAAAUAACAAAAAAAGAAAAAGAAAAAAAUAAAUGCAAAUGUUAUAAACAAAACAGAACAACUGAUCUGGCCGUGUCCAGGCCUAAGUAUCAUUUUUCAAGAUGUGAGGGGGGAAAGAAAAAUAAAUGGUUUGGGGUUUUCAUUAUGUUUUUUGUCUGGUUUUUUUUUUUUUUUCAUUUUCUGUGAGGGUUUUUGGGAGAAUGAGCCAGGACAUAAGUCAAGAAGAAUUACUGGGGAAAAAAUAGUUUUUUUAAAAAAAAAAGCGAGAGAGACUAUUGCCAUAUAUGAACUCAAGAUCUACACACGGUGUUCGCUCUACAUAUCAGGUUGUGUUGUCUCUUGAAUCUGUUGUCUGCAGUAAGUUGUUAACGUUUUUUAAAGCAUGUGAAGGGGUGGCAAUGGUGGUGGUGGUGAUCAUGAUGGUAUUGAGAAUGACAGUAAUGGAAAACUGGAUACCCUCCCCCCCCUCCAGGAUCUGGCUCCAGUAUUUGUAACUGAAGUCACAAGGAGAUAACAUUGUUUCUUCUUUGACUGGGGGCCAUUGGGUGUAUUUGACUACCAUUUGGUAUACAUUAGCUCAGCUAAACUAUUAAAAAUGGGAUUUAGAAACCAAAACAAACAAAAUACUUAGCCAUUCUGAAUUGAACAGCCCCAGCAAAAAUAAAGGAGCCAUUCUCUGGGUUUUGGCUCCUUGGCUGACUGCAAUGCAUGAAUGCAAACAAGAAUAAUCGAUUGAAAAAAGUGUUCAGAAAUACUAUAUUGAGUUCAACUUGUGACAAGAACCACAGAACGUCACACAAGCCAAAAACAUGUCACACAGGACUACAAAGUGGGGUGGGUUGUGUUUUUUUAAAUCAUGGUGUGUUUCAUAUGUAACAAUUUAAUUUUGUAGACUGACAUUUCUGAUUCGCUGUCCUUCCAUUUGCCCUAUGCUCCCUUUCCCUUCUCUUUUAUAAGAAAGAAAAUAAAUUUAAAAAGUCGCUAUGACACACAGAAAUAAAAAAAACCUAAAGGAGCUUAUUAAUAGUAUAAUAUAUAUAAAUAUAUAUAUAUACAGAUAUAUUUAUCAUGGUAUGUUUGAUGGGACGACUGGAACAGAAAUGCUGUUAAAGUCUUAAUACAAAAUGAGAAUGUUGUAAAGAAAAAUGUUUUUACAAAACAACAAAAAGCUAAACUUUAAAAUGUGAAGAGAGUGUGCAUUUUAACUUUGUCACAGUUAUCUGUGUCAAAAAAAUUAAGAAAGAAAUAAGAUUUUGUUUACAUAUUUUACUACAAUUUUUUUUCUGAUGUAAUUUCUAGAUGGGUACCCUGAUGUACAUAAUGCUCUGAGAUAUUUGGGUUGUUUAUAUUCAAUGUACUUAAUCUUGGUUGUUUUUUAAAUUUAUUAUUAUUAUUAUUAUUCCUUUUUUUUUUUUUUGAAAGAGAGCCACUUACUGUACAGGAAAAACAACCGACUAGGGGGUUUUCUGGCCACAAAUAUCAUGUGCAAAAAUUUUAAAAAGUGAAAGAGUGGAAAAGAGAGGAAAAGAGAGAGGAGACAGAAAAAAACACCCAAAAAUGCUUAUAGGACUCUGGCAUAUUAGAAAUGUACAAUUUUUCUGUGUACAGAUGAAAACUAAUCAGCUGUUUAGGUUUAGAAAUCUACUCUUGCUGGUGUUUAUAAGUCGCAUGAAUAUUUGACUUUGAAGAAGUGUUAUCCAAUGCACACACGCACAUGGGAAUAAAAUAAAACAAAGGCAGCCUUCUCAUAUGGUUUGAGAGGAGGCUUUCCUGGCUAACAAAUCUUUUCAGUGUGUGUGAGGUUUUUUAUUUUAUUUUAUUUUUAAUUAUUUUUUUACACUACAACAGAAAAAAAAUAAAGACAGGUUUUAAAAAGGUAUGAAAGCACGAUUUUAGACAACCUAACUGGCCGAACAUAUACGGAGUUGAUUAUAUCUUGAUGUCUGUAAAAGAUUGCUGCUGUUCUUGGAGUCUUGGAGUCUUGUGAAAUGAUUUUCUGCUUUCUUUAUCUUUUUUAAAAAUUUAGGAAAAACCCACCUUUCUGUUCCUUUUUUUUUUUUUUUUGUCUGUUUCUAUUGGACAGUUUUUUGGGAACAUGUGCAUUUCUGUAUUUGGGCUUCUACCAUAUCCCUGUUGUUUUAUGGACAGAACCCUGAAAAUUUUAUUUUAACGUUAGUGUGCUGUUAUUGCUUUUUUUUCUUCCCUCCGCCCCUUCUUUCUUCUCCUGUUCUUUUCUUUUCAUAAUUGCCUUUUCGUUCAAGGAUAUGCUUAGCAAUAAAAUGUUCUUCCCAAA